AUGAAGGCCAUAAACUCCUGGCUGCUUAUUGCAGUUACUAAUAUUCUUCUCCCUAUUGCAAUACUUAUAUUCGCAAAAGGGUUCUUCCCGUAUAAACCAGUCUUCCCGGGUCUCGCUGUUCUCGAUGCCACCUCAGAGCCUCCACCUCCGGCGCCUUUUGAGAAGAUUAUUUUUAUGGUCGUUGAUGCACUUCGAAGCGAUUUUGUAUUCUCUGAAAAUUCCGGAUUCAAGUUUACCCAGAGUCUCAUACGCUCAGGUUCAGCUGUGCCGUUUACUGCACAUGCGACCUCUCCGACGAUUACAAUGCCACGGGUGAAGGCUCUCACGACUGGCUCAAUCCCAAGCUUCCUAGAUGUGAUUCUCAACUUCGCGGAAUCGGACACGUCGUCAACUCUAGCAAAUCAAGACAGCUGGUUAGCGCAGAUUCGCCAACGUGAUGGAAAGAUAACAAUGUUUGGAGACGAUACGUGGCUUAAACUGUUUCCAGGCAUGUUUGCGCGUUCAGACGGGACUUCGAGUUUCUUCGUCUCGGAUUUUACGGAGGUAGAUAAUAAUGUUACUCGACAUCAUAAAGAUGAGCUUUUACAAACUGAUUGGGAUGCAAUGAUUAUGCAUUAUUUGGGCCUUGACCAUAUCGGCCACAAAGCUGGACCACGAAGCCCUUACAUGAAACCCAAGCAGGAGGAAAUGGACAGUAUAGUCCAAGAGUUCUACAAUGCCCUUAAAGCUCUACCCCAUCUAGAAUCAACUCUCUUUGUUCUUGCUGGAGACCAUGGUAUGAAUGACGCCGGUAACCAUGGGGGCUCGGCACCUGGUGAAACAUCGCCAGCACUUGUUCUCAUCUCUCCAAAAUUUGAAGAGGCCUUCCCUGGAGGUGGAAGAGAGUGCCCAGCAUUGCCGAAGGAAGAGUUCGACUUUUAUACUACCGUCGAGCAAUCAGAUAUCGUUCCGACACUUGCUGGGCUUCUCGGCUUCCCUGUGCCAAAAAACAAUCUUGGUGUUUUUAUUCCUUCCUUGCUUGGGAUGUGGAACGGUAAGCUCCCCGAUGUUUCUUAG
Molecule: messenger RNA, 1056 nt
Organism: Morchella sextelata
Lineage: Eukaryota; Fungi; Ascomycota; Pezizomycetes; Pezizales; Morchellaceae
Exons: 4
Coding region: 1-1056 (351 amino acids)
Biological process (GO): GPI anchor biosynthetic process
Cellular component (GO): endoplasmic reticulum membrane
Source: RefSeq, a predicted model, not a curated record